This is a messenger RNA of Pistacia vera, 2859 nucleotides long. RefSeq names its product putative disease resistance protein RGA3. Gene Ontology annotation, molecular function: ADP binding. Lineage: Eukaryota; Viridiplantae; Streptophyta; Magnoliopsida; Sapindales; Anacardiaceae. Gene Ontology annotation, biological process: defense response to other organism. The record is from RefSeq and is a predicted model, not a curated record.
AUGGCUGACGCUUUUAUUCAAGUUUUGCUGGAGAAUUUGAACUCACUCAUCCGAAAGGAGGUUGGGUUGUUGUGGGGUGUUGACAAAGAUAUGAAAAAACUUUCCAGCUUGCUCUCAACUAUUCAAGCUGUGCUGGAAGAUGCUGAGGAGAAGCAAGUGAAAAACAAGGCGCUUCAGAAUUGGCUGCAGAAGUUAAAAGAAGCAACUUAUAAGGUAGAUGACAUCUUGGAUGAUUGUGCAGCAGAAGUCUCUCAAUUAGAGUCUGAAGACCAAAAUUCAAGGUUUAUCAACAAGGUAAACACUUUUUUCUUAAAUAAACUUCGUCCAGAUAAUACUUUAUUUUGUCGCAAGAUUGGCAUUAGGAUGAGAGAGAUUAGAGAGAGGUUAGACGAAAUUGCAGAGGAGAGGACAAAGUUUCAUUUGAAUGAGGUAGUUUUACAGAGGGAAGCUGAAGUCGGAGAAGAACGCCAAGCUAGCUCCAUCAUUACUCAAUCUCACGUAUAUGGUAGAGAUGAAGAUAAAGAAAUAAAUGUUGAAAAUUUGGUGAAUCACGUAGCUUGUUGUGAUGACAUUUCCGUCUACCCUAUUGUUGGUAUUGGGGGCCUUGGGAAGACAACGCUUGCUCAGGUGGUCUACAAUGAUGAGAGAGUGAGCAUGCAUUUUGAGCUAAGAAUUUGGGUUUGCAUUUCAGAGGAUUUCAGUGUGAAAAAGAUCAUAAAAGCUAUAAUUGGAUCUGCAACUGGAACUGCUUGUGAAGAUCUAGACUUAGACCCUUUGCAGAGACGCCUUCAAGAUAUAUUGAACAGGAAAAGGUAUUUGCUUGUGUUAGAUGAUGUAUGGAGUGAAGAUCAAGAGAAGUGGGAUAGAUUAAAGUGUGUGUUGGCAUGUGGAUCGAAAGGUGCUUCAAUUAUUGUUACUACUCGAAGUAGAAAGGUUGCAUCCUCUAUGGGAACGCUUCCCAUGCAUCAUUUGUCAGGAUUAACUGGAAAUGAAUGCUGGUUGUUGUUUAAAGAACAGGCAUUUGGACAAGAGAAAGAAGAACGUCCAAACCUUGUUGCAAUAGGGAAAGAGAUAGUGAAGAAGUGUAGGGGUGUGCCUCUAGCUGUGAAGUCUCUAGGAUGUCUGAUGCGUUAUAAAAGCAAGGAAAACGAGUGGCUUUCUGUUAAGGAAAGUGAUCUUUGGAAUUUGCCACACAAUGAAAAUUCCAUCUUACCAGCCCUAAGAUUGAGUUACUCUCAUUUGUCAUCAAAACUGAAACCAUGUUUUGCCUUCUGUGCUGUAUUUCCUAAAGAUUUUAACAUUGAGAAAGAAAAGCUGAUUCAUCUUUGGAUUGCUAAUGGAUUUAUUCAGACAACUGGAAAUGUUGAACAAGAAGAUAAUGGAAACGAGAUAUGCAAUGAAUUAUAUUGGCGAUCUUUUUUUCAAGAAGUCAAAAAGGAUGAGUUUGGCAACAAUGUAAAAUUCAAAAUGCAUGACCUUGUUCAUGAUCUUGCACAAUCUAUUACAAAGGAUGAAUGCAUUAUUCUAGAGGCUGAAAGUUCAAUUAAUAUUUCAAAAAGCAAUGUUCAUGUCAGAAUGGAUUCUGAUUUGUGGCAAUCAUACUGUACUAGUUCAAGAGCUUUGUAUCAAGUUAAAACCUUUAGGACAUUAAUCCUAACUUCAAGAAGCCCAUUGGGGAGGAAUACCUUAAGCUUUUCUUGUGGAAUUUCUAGAUUAACUUCUUUAAGAGCGUUCCACGUAACCUUGAUGAGUGAGUUGCCAUGUUCAAUUAGCCGUUUAAAGCAUCUAAGGUAUUUGGACCUUUCUGACUCAUAUAUCAAACUGCUUCCUGAAUCACUUUGUAGCUUACAUAAUUUGCAAACUUUGAAUCUGAAAAAUUGUUAUUCGCUUCAGAAGCUACCUAAGCGCAUGAGAUGCUUGAAAAAUCUUCGCCAUCUUUAUCUUAAUGAAUGUUUCAAUUUAUCUCAAAUGCCAUCAGAAAUUGGACAGAUCACUUGCUUAAAGACUUUAACUCUCUUCAUCGUUGGUACAACUAAAGGUUGUCACUUGGCUGAAUUGAAAGGUUUAAAUCUCGGAGGAGAAUUACGUAUAACACAUCUUGAUAGAGUGCACAAUCUAAUGGAAGCCAGAGAAGCCAAUUUGGUUGGAAAAUCGAAUCUCCACCACUUGGAAUUGUCUUGGGGACUUGAUAGUGAAUUUGAAUCCCAGGAAAAUGGAAAAAUAUUCGAAGCCCUCAAACCUCACCCAAACAUUGAAAGUUUGAUGAUUGAAGGUUACAAAGGUGUCAAAUUUCCAGUUUGGAUGAACAAUCAAAUUCUCAGUAAUGUUGUUUCUAUCACACUCUCCCAAUGUGAGAACUGUUUUCAACUUCCUCCCUUAUGGCAACUGCCUUGUCUUGGACAUCUUACUAUUGGUGAGUUGAUUCACCUGGAGUACAUUGAUACAAGUUUCCAAGGUGAUAAAAUGAUCAGUAAAUUCCCUUCUUUGGAGAAACUCUAUAUUUAUCAAUUGCCGAGGCUACAAAGGUUGUCAAGACAGGAUGGAAGGGAGUCAUUCCCAUGUCUUACCAAGCUUCAAAUUUGCCAAUGUCCUGAAUUAACCUUGCCAUGUCUUCCUUUGGCAAAAACUUUAGUGAUUUAUGAUUGCAGUGAGAAGUUGCUAAGAUCAAUCUUAAAUUUCAGAAGCCUUACUCACCUAUAUGUUGAUAGUAUUCAUGAUUCAAUUUAUCUUCCCCAUGGGAUUGUGCAAACCCUCACCUCUCUUCAUGAAAUGCGUAUUAUAAAGUUCAGAAAAUUUAAGGGGUUUCCCACAGAACUAGUUAGCCUCAGUACUCUGAAAUCAUUACAUAUUGAUCUAUGA